Molecule: messenger RNA, 969 nt
Organism: Procambarus clarkii (red swamp crayfish)
Lineage: Eukaryota; Metazoa; Arthropoda; Malacostraca; Decapoda; Cambaridae
Source: RefSeq, a predicted model, not a curated record
AUGAUGAAAAUGUUCCUGAUGUUUCUCGCGGUCACUUCUGGAAUUUGUUUAAUUUCUUCAUUUGAAAAUCAUGUUUAUGAAGAGGGAAAAAGAUUUGGACCUAUAAUUGGCUCUAUCGUUGGACCCGUAAAUGGACCCGUCAUUGGUUCUAUCGUUGGACCUGUAAAUGGACCCGUCAUUGGGUCUAUCGUUGGACCCGUUAAUGGACCCAUCAUUGGCUCCAUCAUCGGACCCGUUAAUGGACCCGUCAUUGGCUCAAUCAUUGGACCCUUUAAUGGACCCAUCAUUGGCUCCAUCAUUGGACCCGAUAAUGGACCCGUCAUUGGCUCCAUCAUUGGACCCGUUAAUGGACCCAUCAUUGGCUCCAUCAUUGGACCCGUUAAUGGACCCAUCGUUGGCUCUGUCGUUAGUGAAGAUGGUAAGAUGGCGGUGAAGAUGACUGAAAGAUUCUUAAAAAUUCGUGCGUUGUUGAUAAUGGGCGGAGCUGUGGCAGGUUUCUUGAUCAUCAGCUGUUGGCUUCCUUACCACCCGCAUGAUGAUGAAUGCAAUGUGAAGGGAAAAAGAUUUGGACCUAUAAUUGGCUCUAUCGUUGGACCCGUAAAUGGACCCGUCAUUGGUUCUAUCGUUGGACCCGUUAAUGGACCCGUCAUUGGCUCCAUCAUUGGACCCGUUAAUGGACCCAUCAUUGGCUCCAUCAUUGGACCCGUUAAUGGACCCGUCAUUGGCUCCAUCAUUGGACCCGUUAAUGGACCCAUCAUUGGCUCCAUCAUUGGACCCGUUAAUGGACCCAUCGUUGGCUCUGUCGUUAGUGAAGAUGGUAAGAUGGCGGUGAAGAUGACUGAAAGAUUCUUAAAAAUUCGUGAGUUGUUGAUAAUGGGCGGAGCUGUGGCAGGUUUCUUGAUCAUCAGCCGUUGGCUUCCUUACCACCCACAAGAUGAUGAAUGCAAUGUGAAGUGGUUACGAAUGUAG